UGUCAAGCCGGACGCGCGCAUACUACAGUUCUGUCUCUAUGCAAGGUUUGUUUGGACAACGGGUCUGGAAUUCCACAGAGACCCAGAAAACUUAAAGUAUGGUGGCUGUAGUGGGAGCUGGAAGAGAUCAACUGGAUGGCAAGAAAGUGGUUUGACACGGGUUUAUGUUACUUGCAAGGGGGGGAAGAGUGAGUAGGGGUUUCCGUUCCGCCGUCGCAUUGUAGUUCACCACCCGGCUUCGUUAGCUUAGCCCGCUAGCUAGCAUGCUAACGAACUGAUGUAGCGUCAACUGCGAUGCGCUCAAGGAAACGGAGCUUCUUAGAAGUCGGUUUGAAUUUUUUAUGUGCAUUUUAAUAUUGACCAAUGUGAACUGUUAGUGAUAGCUGUCGCGAAGCAAUGGUGGUGGCGUUAUGGUGAAGUGAGGUACCCGUGAGGUGCCCAUAUACAGUUAUGAGCAGUUUCAACAUUACAACCAAUACCUCAAGCUCCUCUUUGAACGCAGACGGUAAAGGUUCCGCGGUGAGCAUCGACUGCACCAACAACAACAAGGAGUGGGCUUUGGGAGAAGAUGUGUUUUCGUGCUGUCACGAGAUGAGUCUCGUGGACGAGGCGGUGCAGGCAGGCAUGUCCUCGGUCCAGGCGGGACUGGACGGACACCUGCCGCUCCUACACGCCAGGCACCACGGCGCACAGAGCGGGCUGCUGUUGGACCUGAGCUCCCCGGGGACGUACCUGGACAGCUCCCUGGAGUUCAGCGACAACGAAGGGAACGGCGCUGGACCGCUGUUCGAGAGGAGGAAGAGGUCUCGGUCCAACAGCUCCAGGCACAGAUACAACGAGGUGGUCACGGAGCUCGGUCCGGAAGAAGUGCGGUGGUUUUACAAAGAGGACAAGAAAACUUGGAAGCCCUUCGUCGGGCAUGACUCGCUUAAAAUUGAGCUGAUGUUUCGGAAAUACUGCGAGCUGAACCCCGGUGCUGCAGUCUCCCGGGUCAGCGACAGGGAAGAGGAGUGCGCCAGCAAAGGGCUGAACGGCGCAGUGCCAGUGGAGACGAGGACCAGCAGCGUGCACGGAGGCCGGGGGUCUCUGGACACGUCCACCGUGUCCUCUGAUGAGCGGGACCUUGACAGCAUUGAAAUCAGCGUGGAGCCUGUUUGUGUGCGUGGAGGCCUCUAUGAGGUCAACGUCAAAGAGCAAGAAUGCUAUCCUGUCUACUGGAUGCCACAAGACCAAAUCCCUGUGAUGAGAGGCCAGUGGUUCAUUGAUGGUACCUGGCUCCCUUUAGAGGAAGAGGAGAGCGACCUCAUCGAACGCGAGCACCUGAACCAUUUCCGCGGCCAACAGAUGCAGGACACCUUUGAGACGGAUUUGGUGGCCAGGACCGUGGACAGCAAAGAUGUUGUUCUCUCCCACCUGCCCCCUUUCUACCUCCCCUUUCUGUUCAAAUGGAGUGGAUAUCAGACGAGUGCUAGAACUACAUGUCACAAGCGCAAACGCUGUCAAGCCAUCCACAGUUUGAAGCUGAGUCGGACGCACGUGGAUUGGCACAGCGUGGACGAGGUGUACCUCUACAGCGAUGCCACCACUUCCAAAAUUGCACGCACCGUCACCCAGAAACUGGGAUUCUCCAAAGCUUCGAGCAGUGGGACGCGGCUCCAUCGUGGUUUUGUUGAGGAGGCCUCCCCGGAGGACAGACCCCCCCAGACUACACACAUUGUCUUUGUGGUUCAUGGGAUUGGACAGAAGAUGGACCAGGGGCGCAUUAUUAAAAACACUGGAAUGCUGAGGGAGGGCGUGAGGAAGAUGGAGGAGAAACACUUUUCGGAGCACAACGAAGAACACGUGGAGUUCCUGCCCGUCGAGUGGCGCUCGAAGCUCGCGCUGGAUGGAGAUACGGUGGACUCGAUCACGCCGGACAAAGUGCGAGGACUGAGGGACCUUCUCAACAGCAGCGCCAUGGACAUCAUGUACUACAACAGCCCUCUGUAUCGGGACGAAAUCACCAAGGGUCUAACGCAGGAGCUGAACAGACUGUACUCGCUCUUCUGUGCCCGGAACCCGGAGUUUGAGGAACGGGGCGGCAAAGUGUCCAUCGUGUCUCAUUCCCUCGGCUGUGUCAUCACCUACGACAUCAUGACCGGGUGGGAUCCGGUGCGCUUCUGUCUGCAGGAAGCGCACCCCGUGGAGGAGGAGCUGGACUUGCACUGGAUGUCCUACGAGGAGAGGCAUCUUUUAGAACAGCUGAGGCACACGAGGAAUAGGAUGCGAGAGCUGGAAAAUCAACUCGUCACACUGGAAGCCUCUAAGCCCUCAGCACCCCCAGCUCUCAAAUUUAAGGUAGAGAACUUCUUCUGCAUGGGUUCUCCUCUGGCAGUGUUCUUGGCCCUGAGGGGGAUCCGCCCUGGUACCAGCUGCCACCAGGACCACAUCUUACCCACCUCUAUCUGCAGCAGGCUCUUCAAUGUCUUCCAUCCGACAGACCCUGUGGCCUACAGACUGGAGCCUCUCAUCCUCAAACAUUACAGCAACGUUGCUCCCGUUCAAAUACACUGGUGCAGCGCCACUAACCCUACCCCUUACGAUGAGAUCGGACCUAACUUCCUCAACCCAGUCAAAGAUCCGACAUCUGACACCGAGAGCAUCCCCAGCCCGAGUACUUCUCCCGUCCUUCCCCGCAGACACUACGGGGAGUCCAUCACCAGUCUGGGCAAAGCCAGCAUAUUAGGAGCGGCGAGCAUAGGGAAGGGCAUUGGAGGAAUCCUCUUCUCGCGUUUCUCCCGCUCCAACAGCCAGCCUUCAGUGUCCUUAGGCCUCGAGGGCGGAGCAAAUCCUGAAGAAGAGGAGCAGAAGCGCACAGAAAGCCAGUCAGCGUACGGCCUCUCCACCAUGGUUCGGCCCACCUCACCGACCACUGACACGUCACUGGAGCUGGAGAGGCGGAUCGACUUUGAGCUCAGAGAGGGUCUGGUGGAGAGCCGCUAUUGGUCGGCGGUGACCUCACACACAGGCUACUGGUGCUCACACGACAUAGCUCUUUUCUUGUUGACGUUCAUAUACAAGCAGAAGACAACAACCUCCGACCCAACGGAAGAGCCUGACUGAGGCAGCACGUUUGUUACAACAGACACACACUCGAUUGACGUCUUACAUCACUGAAGGUGUUUUUCAUCUUCUCAGCAAGACUCUAAAAAAAAAAAAAGUGACUUUCUUAUUUUUAAUGAUCACAAACUGUUCAGAUUCACUAAUGAUCCCCUUUAUCCCCUCGUGACUCAGCUGUUUUAACACUCGGGAACCAUUACUAACAAGCUGACUCAUGACUUUAUUCCAAUACGUGCAUUUUCUUUGUUUCUUUGUGUCGUUUGUGUACUAUUGCGCACCCUAAGGGUGACAGCGCUGGACCGUGAACCCCUAAGGAGGUGUACUUUUUUGCCAGUAUGACCACAAACAUGGAAACGCGGAGUAAUGGGACAACGGGGAGUUUAUGGAUUUCUAAGAGUUCAUUGAACCCGACGGACGAGAGUUUAAACCUCAGGCUGUAGCCUGUUGUCAAAGUGUCCAAACGUUUCCCAUCAGUCGAUGUAAAAUUAAAACCCAGCCGCCCUCCCAGACACUCAGUCUGGAGCCUUGUGACACAUUUGCCUAACUCUCAGUCACUGAGGCUUCAAGCUCUCUGUCUGACCGUUUUAACAUUAUCUUUGACACAAAAUACAGAGAUUAUAUAUUUUUUUUCUUUCCUUUCAAACAUCCAUCUACAUAAAAUAAUUCAAACAAGCAAACACAAUGCCUUCCACAAUCAGCCAAAUGCUACUCAUGUAGAAUAUGUCUAUAGUGUGACCGCACAAACUCCAUGAAACACAGGGCAUUAUCCCUUUAAGAAUGUUACGGCAAUAUGAAGAAAGACACAACAGACAUGCUAAUUUUAGGUUGUUUUUCAUAUAUUUGCUUUUUUUAUACUCAACUAUUUAAAGUUGUCUGACGAAAUAGAUGCACGUGAGCAAAACACUGGUUUUAUGUACAGUCGACUAAGCUCAGACAUUUGUUUUAUGUUCUCACUCUCCACAACUUGACGGAUAUUUCUUUUCCUUUGUAUGGAAACUAAAACUGUACUGACGACGGUUACAGCUGGACGCCCUCUUCUGAGCUCCAUGUGACAUUCACGCACAGAGGAUUACAGCCACAGGAAGCUUGUAUUGUAACAGGCGCAUCCUCGCCCUUGAAUGAGGGCCAGACAUGUAGAGUUAUUUUCUUACGGUCAGUUAAAGAAUCCAGUUCUUGAUGUCAUUUGCAGGAUAAGAGUUCAAACUAAAAAAAAAAAAAAAAACAAACCAAAAAAAAAAAACAAUCAUGCUCAUUCAACCUAAAUCCAUGCUUCUAUAUUAAGCUUAUGUUACAAAAGGCAUUGUUUUCUCCUCAUAUCUUUAUAUUGAUAUCUAAAUGAAAUCAGUGCUACUAGAUGUAUUUUUUCUUAAAAAAAAAAACGAAAGACAUAUUUUUUCUAGCAAUUUCCAGGAUUUAAACCUGUGGCACAAUAACAAUAAUAAUAAAAAUAUUUAUGUUUCUAUUUUGUUAGCUGCUCAGCUUUACUAAUACUAAGGCAAAUACAUAGUCCAUGAAAAUGUAAUUGGCCGAAGUUAACAAAAGCAGAUUCUUUUUUCUUUUUUUUUAAGUUUUUACUUAGUAUUUUUGCAACAUGUUGCAAAAAAGUUAAAUGUUUGCCUUUUUGCAUCUAAUUCACACGUUCCCCUUUUUGAACAAAUACGUCAGCUUGUCCUUUUUAUUUGUGGGAAAGAAGGGUUUCUUUAUUUUUUAAAAACUUGCAUUUGAAUGUGCGAUUGCCUAACCGACGUCCGCUUAGCAAAUGUAUCCGAAAAACGAAAACCCAAAUCAUGAUGAGUUUGCUUCAGGUUCGCCGGAGAACAUUUAAAAAGAAAUAAUGAAGGAGCUCAUGUUAGCCAUCAGUCCCAGCAAUAAUUCUGCACAAAUUUGAAUGCUUGCUCACUUUGCAUGGUGUCAAAAUCAUAGUCGAUUCACGUUGGAACAAGGAAAGUGCCAAGACACGUCUGAGAUGACUAGAGAAGCACUCGUGAUCGUUCGUAGGUUUCUAGUGAAGUCAUUUAAAAUACAACGGAUGAGGAACUGUGCUGUGUUCGUAGAGUUACGUGUGACAGACUUUAUUACUGUCUGUGUCAAAUUUAAUUUGUGUCCUGCUUGUUGUAACACCGUAGCUACGAAAGAACUGAUUUAGUUUGUUGUGGUGCGACCUGCAGCUUAAGUGUGCCGCACCGCCAUCGAAUGGAAUUAGCUUAUCGGUGUUUAAUGUCUUAUGUGUGUGCAAAGGCCUACUGACUAAAUACCAGGCUGCCUCGAAGAGACGAUGGCUGACCGGGAAGCAGCACAGGAUCGUGGGACGAAUGAGGGAGCAUGAUAUGAAAGUGUUGCUGCGUCUGGUCUGGUGGAGACUGCACAUUCAGUCUGAAAACAGCCUGUUUCUGUCCUUUUUUUAAAAAAAAAAAUGUUAUUCAAUAGUUUUUCGCUGAGCAUGCGUUACACCGCAGCAAUAAAUGAGCAUUUUCAACGUUUAUCUUGGGACAGUAGGCAUGCCGUCAAUCUCUCGACACGACCUUAGAUAUGUGAUGCGAAACACAGCUCCACCAUCGCCUCCGCAUCUUUAAAAUCCCUUCGUGCGGAUUCAGGCACAAAUGCCGUUUGGAAUGCGGACGGACCGUUGUAACCGUAGCAGCGGCGCUUGUGUCAGUGUUUUGUGAUUUGACCACGUUUUUAAAAAAAAAAAAAAAAAAAACAAAUCUUUUUGCACAACUUCCACUCGAGCAAUUUCUACUUCAAGCACAGGCGUUCAAAUCCGCUUUUGAUUAUUUUUUUUUAAUUUUUUCGACUAAAUGGGCAUUUAAUGUACAGCGUUUAGAACGGCGGCCGUAUAUAUAUAUUUUUGUCAUACAAACCACAAUCAUCAGGGAAAUGUGUGCUGUUAAACGUUUUGUAAGAUCCAGCGCCCUGGUCGACGCCAGAUUGAAGCCAUCGUUUGAGGAAAAACAAAAACAACUCCGCACAUAUGUGUUGUCACUUUAAGAACGCUCAAUAAAGAAUUUACAUAUGGCUGGCAUCCGUGUGUAGUCGGACACGGGGCGAGGAAGAGAUAUGCAUUCAGACUCACUGCGUGGAAUAAAAUGUGUUUAACAGCUGUUGCUGGAAAAAGUAUUUUAUGUCUGUCCCCAGAGCUGUGCAAUAACCCAUGCCUGUAAUGGAUUCUAACUGCCAUCCAAAGCACUGUAUUUAUUUCCUUUUAUUAAAGCAUUUCUUUUGGGAUACUAUAA
Messenger RNA from Mugil cephalus (flathead mullet), 6332 nucleotides. RefSeq names its product DDHD domain containing 1a (gene ddhd1a). Gene Ontology annotation, molecular function: glycerophospholipase activity; metal ion binding. Gene Ontology annotation, cellular component: cytoplasm. The record is from RefSeq and is a predicted model, not a curated record. NCBI's taxonomy places the organism in Eukaryota, Metazoa, Chordata, Actinopteri, Mugiliformes, Mugilidae. The transcript is spliced from 14 exons. The coding region runs from base 451 to 3102 and encodes 883 amino acids.